AUGGCCAUUCUGUGGUGGACGGCGCUCAAGAGGUCCCUGAGCUGCAAGUCCCAGGGCUCCUGCGACGUGAUCAAGCGGGACGACGACUCGCGCGGCGGCAGUGCCAGGGAAUUCAACCACAAGAAGUCGUCGUUCCUGCUGCAGCCGUCGUCGUCGCUGCCGAGGUCGGGGUGCUCGCGCUCCAUCUCCAACCUGCGGGACGUGAUUCACAGCGCCAGGUUCCAGGCGCCACCGGCGGCCGCGCGCGGCAAGUGCGAUAGCCCGAUGUCGGUGGAGAGCUGCGGCGUCCUCAACGCGGUGACGCACGACGUGCUGCUCGCUAGCGGGACCCCGGUCUCCGGGUCCGCACGCGACCUCCAGGUCGGUGCCGCCGCCGGCGCCGCUCCGGGGCUCGCCGACUGGGACAUCGGCGCGGUGCCGCCGUUCGCGCACAGCCCGCUCCUGAUGCGCUCCGCCACCGGCGCCCGUCUCUCCCAGAGGAAGUCACCGCUCCGCCUCGGCGCAGGCGUCUAUGGCGACGCCGGGUCGCCCCUUCCCGCCUGGGCCUCCUGCGACGAGGUCGCCGUCCGGUGCAACCGCUUGCGGCGGUCUCUUCCCCAACGACAACGCUCUGGAAUCGCAUCACCUCUCACCGAGGUGGCGGACGGCGAGACGGCGAGCAAGGUGGUGGAGCUCAUAUACAGUGUCGGGUGGCCGAAUCCCGAGGCCGCGCUGGACCGCGUCGAGCGAGUCGUCAAGGUCCACAGCAUGGAGCGGCGGGUGGACCGGUUCAAGGAGUACAUGGAGGAGGUGAAGGGCAGGGCGGCGGGGCUGCCCAACAACAACAAGCACCCCCGCUGCGUCGCCGACGGCAACGAGCUGCUCCAGUUCCACGGCACCACCGUCUCCUGCUCCCUCGGCGCCGGCGGCUCGCACAGCGUGUGCACGUCGAGCCUGUGCAACGUCUGCCGCAUCAUCCGCCACGGCUUCUCCAGGAACGGCGGCGUCGGCGUGUUCACCACGUCCACGAGCAAGCACGCGCUGGAUUGCCUGCAGGAGACCAGCGCCGCCGGCGGUGGCACUGGUGAGGACGGGCCGGACGGCGGCGUGAAGCACGCGUUGUUCGUGUGCAGGGUGAUCGCGGGGAGGAUCCACCGCCCGCUGGAGAAGCUGCGGCUGGACGUCGCCGUGCAGCCGGGGUUCGACUCGGUUGCCGGCCAGGUCGGCGACGAUUCGAGCAUCGAGGAGCUGUACCUGCUCAACCCGAGCGCUCUUCUCCCGUGCUUCGUGGUCAUAUGUAAAGCUUAG
Miscanthus lutarioriparius is the source of this 1287-nucleotide messenger RNA. Lineage: Eukaryota; Viridiplantae; Streptophyta; Magnoliopsida; Poales; Poaceae. The record is from the annotation of a GenBank genome assembly.